AUGGACGAACCAACAUCAAAAGACAAAUUCGAAGUCAUAGAUGGACGACGAUUUCAAUCAUUAGAUGAUUCAAACUAUGUUUUGCCAAACGAUGCUGGAGAAGAAGAUAGAUUAGAUAUGCAACACGCUAUGAUAAAACAUGCCUUCGACGGGAAUUUUUCAGCACCUGUCGACCAAUUGUUGAGGAGUGGGGGAAGGGUACUUGACGUCUGUUGCGGUUCAGCCGCUUGGACUUUAGACCUAGCCAAAGAAUACCCCAACUCUUAUUUUGUCGGCGUAGACAUUGCACCUGUGGUCCUUGCAGACGAAAAGCCUAGUAACGUCGAGUUUGUAGAAUAUAAUGUCCUUGAUGGACUUCCUUUUAAUAGCAACUCGUUCGAUUUCGUAUUUGCCAGAGCUCUUGUCUCCGUAUAUACAAGAGAACAAUGGACUGAGCUUGCCAUUCCUGAGUACGCGAGGGUUACCAAGCCAGGCGGAUGGGUAGAGUUGUUGGAGUGGGAUGGAAUGAUAAGAGGUCAAGGCAAAUGCGAGAAUAUUCAGCAUAUGAAUAAUGCAUUGCCUGGUUUAUUUGAAUCGAAAGGCGGCCUUAUUGUGUCACCUGGCUUUGAAAUCCAAGGCUUCCUUGAACAGUCUGGUUCGUUUACAAACAUUGGUCACAAAGAAAGACCCAUUCCCUUAGGGCCAAAGGGAGAAAGAUACGCUGAAAUGGGAAUACGAGAUUUUCGGGACGUCUGGCGUGCAAUGAAAUAUCCCUUUACAGUAUCAAUGCAGGUGACUGGGGAACACUAUGAUGCUAUUGUCGAAGCAGCAGUCAAGGAGUUAAUAGAUUAUGGUGCCAUUUGGGAACAUAUGAGAGUAUGGGGUCAGAAAAAGAAUCGUACUGCUUAG
This is a messenger RNA of Paraglomus brasilianum, 888 nucleotides long. Lineage: Eukaryota; Fungi; Glomeromycota; Glomeromycetes; Paraglomerales; Paraglomeraceae. The record is from the annotation of a GenBank genome assembly.